Molecule: messenger RNA, 4100 nt
Organism: Ostrinia nubilalis (European corn borer)
Lineage: Eukaryota; Metazoa; Arthropoda; Insecta; Lepidoptera; Crambidae
Gene: SWIP
Product: WASH complex subunit 4
Exons: 5
Coding region: 202-3471 (1089 amino acids)
Biological process (GO): endosome organization; endosomal transport
Cellular component (GO): endosome; WASH complex
Source: RefSeq, a predicted model, not a curated record
UUUUGGUUAUCCGGUUUGUCCAUAUGUCAGUCAUUUUAGACUAAUGUAAUCCAUAGAGAAAAGUAAUACAUAGGAAGUAAUCUGUGAAGUCAACCAACUUGUCAAGUUAUUUCUGUUCUCCAAAACUCCAAAAUAACUUUUCUGAAGUUGCGAUUGUGAAAGGCUGCUAAAUAGGAAUACUAAAUAUAUUACCCUAACGCUAUGGGCACAGACACAGAGAAGGAAGCAGGUUCUUACAUCCUCAAAAGCUAUGGAGAUUUUUUCAAAAAACAGUACCAAGAUCUUGCUUUACUCAGUAACAACGGUGUAUGGGAUGAAAACAAAACAUUCUUGCCGAUACAAGUUCUUAUGGAGCCCAAUGAACACAUAUCGGUAACGAAAUUGGUUGCAUCUGAUAAUACAUUGAUGACUAAAGUUUUGGGUGUUUUAUCUUCACUUUGUGUAGAGGUGAUGGAGCUAAAAAAGGAGGCGUUUGAAAGAUUUUUUCCAUUCCUAGCAGUUUAUGAGGAGUAUGCUAGUAGUGAGGUUGCCUCUCAGAUGGAAAUCAUAUGUGAACUGAAUGCUUUCGUUAUACGCUGUGAGGAAAGCUUGAGAAAUCUGUGCUCUCAAGUGUUUGCUGUGUACACAGAAGGAAUAGUCAAUCUAAACGGGAUCCAGCUACAUUAUGUAAUCAAUCACAUUGGAGAAUUAUUCACGCUGCUUGUUUUGCUGGAGCUCCUCAUAUCCAACUGUUCUUUGUCUACAAAAUGGAGCAAAUACUGCAAAAGCCUAGAAGCUUACAGGGACUCCCCUGACAGUCUAGAUGUCUCAGACUUUGAAGCCCUAACUACUGCCAUAAAGAACAUUACAACUAAAUUGAUGAAUGAUGACAUUGUCCAAAGCUCUUUGCAAAGUCUUUUGUCACUCAGAAAGAAUUUGGUGGACAAAAACUGCUCAAACGCUUCAUUAGAAUUCACACAGUAUUUAAAACAAGCCAUAGCCAACUUAGAUAAAUUAGUACAGGAGAAACCUAAUGUCACCAACAUGUACAAAUGUAUCAAAAUGAAUUCCCUUUUUGUGCUGAGUUCACAUUUAUUUGGGAACAAUGAUAAGAAAGUUUUUAAAUCUCUAAUAGAUUUAAACACAAAGGCACACAGCAUUCAUGUAAUAGGGACAACAAUUUGGUUUCCAGAACAGUUUCUUCAAAGACAUUUACCAGCACUCUGUGGAAGCCAUGGAAAAAUAGCCCAGACAAUGCUGAAAGCGCGCCAAGCACACAUAAGUGCUAAAAAAGGAUCCCUCACAAAAGACAUUUCUUAUCUCCAGUCUUUAUGCACUCAGUGGGCUUUAUCAGUAGAAGACACCUUCUCAUCAAGCCAUAACAAGUUGUGUGCAGCAGAAAUGACCCAACAUGCUAAAAUACUUCUAGAAGGCUUAGAAAUCACAUCCAACAUUAGUUACUCCAUCCUGACACUUAUUAAUUUACACCUAUCACUUGGCAUACCACUAUCUAAAAGUGUGCUCAUGUCAUCAUUUGAAAUAAUAGAUAUGUUGAAAAGUUUACAAAAUGUGGUUUUGCGAAAUCACUAUCCAAUAAUCAACUCUAUCAACAUGAUCAUACAGCAUUUGAUAUUCCAAGCCACCAUGUCUGUGCAAGAAGUGAGGAAAACUUUAAUGACUGACAAAAAUUACGCAAAUAAAAGACUUGAUGAACUCACAUGCAUUGUGAUUGCAGAGCAAGCUUUAAAAGGAGCUACGACUAUGGAGAGAAACAUAGCUGCGAAUAUAGCUCUAAGCUUUGUGCCAGAUACCACAUAUUUAGAAGAUAGCUAUGCUAGACUUGGUGUUCUGCUUGAAAAAGUUCAAACACUUUCCAGUUUUAAGAAGACCUUUGAAAACUUGUGCAACUGCUCCUGGAUGCUGUGGCAUCAGAACAUUGUACCCAUUUACUUUGAGCAGAAUUUCACCACUCAAUUGAAUGCCUUAAAAGUCAAAUAUUUCCUAAUCGUAUUAGAAGACUGUUUUACAAUGCUUCACAAGACUGACAACCUUUAUGAAAUGAAUAAAUCUCAAGAAUUUCUCAGUGACAUGAGAAAUCUUAUUGAUGAAAAAAUACUCAAAACUACAAGUCAGAAUAUUGAAACCAAUCUCAGAUUACAUAUUCAUUCUCACCUGCAACUGGAUGUUGUUAAUCCAUUUACAUCUGAUAUAACAAAGAAACUAUUACUGGCUAUUGAUAAUUUUCGUAUUCAGAAUGUGUAUUUGUGCGUAGUGCCAUCAGUGGAGCACUAUCUGUCUACCAUGUAUUAUAACUUGACCACGGUUGUAUUGUCAGACUGGAAAACUUAUGGCGAGAUGCGACAAAUGGCGAAGUUCAAGUUCAACCUUCGCACUGUUCAAGACAACCUCCCCACGCAAACCCUCGAGCAAGGCUUAGAUGUGUUGGAAAUAAUGCGAAACAUUCACAUAUUUGUCGCUAAGUACUUGUACAAUCUGAACAAUCAAAUAUUUAUUGAAAAAAGCAGCAAUAACAAGCAUUUGAAUUCAAUUAAUAUCAGGCACGUCGCUAAUUCAAUAAGAACUCAUGGCACUGGCAUCAUGAACACGACAGUCAAUUUCACUUAUCAAUUCUUGAAGAAAAAGUUUUUUACCUUUUCCCAGUUUAUGUACGAUGAACAAAUUAAGUCUAGAUUGAUAAAAGAUCUGCGGUACUUCAAAGAAAUUUCUGUUACAAGCGGAAAUAUGUAUCCCUAUAGGAAUGCUGAGAAAUUCAAUAAGGGUAUCAAGGUGCUUGGAACAGAUGAAGAUGGACAAAGUUACUUGGAUCUGUUCAGAGAUCUGAUCAGCCAAAUUGGGAAUGCGAUGGGGUACGUGCGAAUGAUAAGGUCUGGCGGCAGACAUUGCUGUUCAGACGCAACUGUGUUCUUGCCGUCACUAGAAACUACGAGUUCAUUCAAAGAAUUGAGCGACGAAUGUGGUUUGGGACCCAAAACAAUUAACUCCGCUGAAAAUUUAGACAGCACUAUCAAUGGUUUGCUGACGAACUUUUUACAGGGUACGGAAUAUUUUAAGUUGCUCGUCGAUGUGUUUGCGCCAGUUUUCAGAAACCCCAAAAACGUUCACCUGAAGAACUUCUUCAUUAUUGUGCCGCCGCUGACUCUUAACUUCGUAGAGCACAUGAUAUUAUCUAAAGAUAAAAUGACAAAGAAAAAUAAGGCUGGGGCAGCAUUCACUGAUGAUGGUUUCGCGAUGGGAAUCGCUUACAUUUUGAAGUUAUUGGAUCAGGAUUCUGACUUUGAAUCUUUACACUGGUUCGAUGCUGUAUGGAAGCACAUAUCUACUGAAAGAAAAACUCUUGAAGAACAGAAGACUAAAGGGUCAGUUCAACUGCAGCAAGCUUUAGCCCUUACGGAAAAGAAGAUCAAAAUCAUAGAAGAAGAAUUUAAACUUUUGUAUUACAGUCUCACUAGUGCGAGAAUAUUUUUUAGAUGAGCACAUAGUAUGUUAUAUAGCUAUUAAAUUAUGCAAAUAAACAAUAUUAAACAUAUAUUUAGGUCGUUCAAGAAGUAAUUUAUUCAAAGAAUAACUGCUCGUGCUAUCUAAAUUCAAUUUUGUCGGAAAUAGCUUUUUAUGAGCGUGCAAUUAAUUAAUUGAGCUUUUUGUUAACGCGUGCGUGUGACGUAAUGCUAUAAACGUAUGUAUAAUAAGAUAGAUAAUUAUGUUAAGAUAUCGUGAUAAUGAUGAAAUACAAAAUGGAAGUAUAUAGAGUUCAUAUUUGAUAUUCAUCCUAACUGUGAUAAAUAAAGAUUGUAUACGUAAUAUGACAGCAAGUUACAAUAUUUUUAAAGUAUCAAAACAAAAUAUCCAUAAAAACCGACUAAUCGCUAGGUAAUUACUGUGUAAUUAUAUUCUGUGUUAAUUUCUGAAUUAUUGAUAGAUUUCUACAUAUAAAAUUUAUUCUAAAGACACUAGAAAUGAUUCUAAAGAAAGACCCUAGAAAUUAGUUUCGGCAUUAUGUAAUUGAUAAAUAUCGCCUUGUUAUUAAUAUGUAAACUUAUUAUUGUUAUAACGAAUAUUUGGGUGAAAAUUCAUUAUUUUUAAAUAAAGCAACGUAAAUUAUU